AUGGCUAUCCAAUCAAAUGCAUUAUCGAGACUAUCUCAUUCUUUAAGACUCUCAAACCAAGAACUCAUAGCAAUAUCAAUAUACCCAAUAACAAUCCUCUUGGGACAAAUCAUUUAUCAUUCCUCUCCAGAGAUUGUUAACAACUAUUAUACAAAUAAACACAACUUGUUGAAUGUACUAUUUGUGAAAAAAGGUUGGUUUUGGACAUGUCUUGUUGAUGUAUAUUUUGUCUUGCAACAUGGGAAAUCUAUACAACGAGCAUUUAUCAGAUUAUCCAUAAUAACAGUUUGGUGGUGGUGUUUUACACAAUCAUUUUUCGGAUUACCUUUAAUGGAUAGAGUGUUUAUAUGGACUGGUGGUGUUUGUGAUUAUGAUAUUGGGCUACACGGUGCAUUGGAUGGGAUUGGAAGUGUUGUUUGUAGGAAAGUUAAAGGUCAUUGGAAAGGUGGUCAUGAUCCAAGUGGCCAUGUUUUUUUAUUAGUUGUUGGUUCUUUAGUGUUAUGGUUCGAAAUAUUGAAUACAAAUAUAUUGCAAGAAUUACAAAGUUUCAUUACAGGUUUUAGAAAUCAAUUAACAAUUCAAAAUAGAUUAAAAUAUGUUUUAAAUCAUUCAAUUGUGUUUACAUUAGCAUUAUUAUGGUUAUGGUGGUGGAUGUUGUUAACUACAAGUAUUCAUUUCCAUUCAUUUAUUGAGCAAAUGAGUGGGUUGAUUGCAGGGUGUCUAGGUGUAUUGGUGUAUACUAUUCCAAGAAUGGUUUCAUAA
This is a messenger RNA of Hansenula anomala, 762 nucleotides long. RefSeq names its product Scs3p (gene SCS3). The record is from RefSeq and is a predicted model, not a curated record. Bases 1 to 762 code for a protein of 253 amino acids. Gene Ontology annotation, biological process: phospholipid biosynthetic process; lipid storage; lipid droplet organization. Gene Ontology annotation, cellular component: endoplasmic reticulum membrane. NCBI's taxonomy places the organism in Eukaryota, Fungi, Ascomycota, Saccharomycetes, Phaffomycetales, Wickerhamomycetaceae. The transcript has a single exon.